UUAUCGGCUUUCUGAACUUUCUGAUUCGAAUUUAGAAGCAUAACCUCUGUUUUUCCACCUCAUUGUUUCGUUUUUAUUUCUUCUUUUUAUUAAACGUAUUGACUAAAAAGCGUGACUAUGUCUGAAGAAGGUGUCCAACAUGCUCAAAAAAGUGAGCGUUUCAAACGAAAACGAAAAAAAUCAUUUUUGAAAAACGCUAGAAAAUACGCGAAAAAAGGCUGUUACGGUCGAGGAAGUCAACUGGAUGCUGAUACUUACCAAUAUUUCGUUCGAAUUAUGGAAGCUUACAGACAGGGCUUUGAUUCAGAUGAGGAUAAAGCAAUUUUCGUAAAUAACGUAUUUGAGCAAACUGUUGAUCAGGAAAUUAACUGCUGUUGCAACCAGGUGGGAUGUCGGGUUAUCGAAAUGUUGAUACCUUUUGCCAAUGAUGAAGUGUUGAAAAGAUACAUGAAGUGUUUUGGGGACGAGCUUAGACCCUUGUGUUGUGACCGAUUUGCGUCACAUGUGAUUGAAUCCUUGGUGGCAGAAGCAGCCAAGAAGUCAUUUAAACCAAUUUCUAAAGAUGACAUUAAUGCUAGUUGUAAAGAAUUUGUUUUAAAAGUAAGCAGAUUUUUGCUUAAUAAUUUGGAAGACUAUCUAUGGGACACAUAUGGGAACCAUGUUAUUAGAAGGUGUUUGGAGAGUUUAGCACAAAUUCCAAACGAAAAAGUGAAAAAUGAUGCUAAAUCUGAAGAACCUGACAUAAAAGUUGAACUCCCAGAAGAGUUCAUUGAAGUCAUUAAAGACUACUGUGAAAGGAUAAUGCACUGGCCCCAGUUUGGCGAGUUGUGCCAAACCGACGUCACUUCCGGGUUUUUGCAAUCUUUACUAAAAGCACUCAAAAAGGCCGACAAAAAAUUACUCAAAAAACUGCUAGAGAAAUUGCUUUCGACCAAUUUUGCACCAGAAGUUGAAAACAGCGACAGCGAUAAUCUCCCUUCUGUGUUUUUGUCUAAACCGGCAAUGAUGGUCCUAGAGACUACUUUAGAAGUUUCCAAAUCAAAAAUGUUUACUCAGAUAUUUGUGAAGUGUUUUUCUGGCCGACUUGUUAAAUUGGCGACUACAAGAAGUACUAACUUUACCGUGCAAAAAUUAAUAAUGAAUUGUAAAGAAAAAUCAGAGUUUGAGUUAAUGUUUGAUGAACUGUCCAGCAACUUUAAAGAAAUUAUCGUAGCAGGUCACACAGGCAUAAUCUGGGCUCUCGCCCAAAGUUGCAAGAAUUUGGCCUCAAAGCAAGGCAGUUUUAUGCAAAACUUGAUGAAGAGUUUGGAUUGUGUUGAAGAAGAAAAGCACAAAGAUUUCAUUUUGUGUUUAUGCAAAUUUAAUGAUUUUGAUACAACUCAGAAACAGUCAAAGGAGAAUCUCCAAAAAGAUAAACUGAGUUUGCAUGGGACCCUAAUUCUUCAAUUACUACUAGAGUUUAAUAAGCCAAUUAAAAUUGUCAAUGGUUUAUUAAGUUUGGACCAAAAUGAACUCAAAGCCUUGUUUUCGAACACAAUGGGUAGCCACAUCGUUGAUUCCUACGUCAAAAGUUUGUAUGUGGGCGAAAAAAGCCGUGAAAAAUUAAUUAGGAAGAUGAAGGGGACUUACCAAGAGUUGGCAUCGUCUAAAUUCGGUUCAAGGUCAUUUGAAGCGAUCUGGAAUGCUGCCAACUUGAAAAAUAAAUUGGCGAUUAUGGAAGAACUGGUCUAUAAAGACGGGUCAUGGUCUAGUUCACAGUACGGUAAAAUCAUUGCGAAUAAAAUAAAUCUCGCUUUAUAUAAACGUAACAAAGAAGAGUGGAAGAACUCUCUUAAUACCGUCAAAAAAGCCGAGAAAUUGUUUGAAGAUAUUCUGAAAUAAUGCAACAAAUAUGUGAAUUUUUAUAUUGGGAAAGUACAUCAGUUUUAAAAUAUAAAUAAAAUAAAUAAUAAACACUAAAUAACA
This is a messenger RNA of Tribolium castaneum (red flour beetle), 1965 nucleotides long. RefSeq lists its product as uncharacterized. Gene Ontology annotation, molecular function: RNA binding. Gene Ontology annotation, biological process: endonucleolytic cleavage in ITS1 to separate SSU-rRNA from 5.8S rRNA and LSU-rRNA from tricistronic rRNA transcript (SSU-rRNA, 5.8S rRNA, LSU-rRNA); endonucleolytic cleavage in 5'-ETS of tricistronic rRNA transcript (SSU-rRNA, 5.8S rRNA, LSU-rRNA); ribosomal small subunit export from nucleus. The record is from RefSeq and is a predicted model, not a curated record. NCBI's taxonomy places the organism in Eukaryota, Metazoa, Arthropoda, Insecta, Coleoptera, Tenebrionidae. The coding region runs from base 118 to 1881 and encodes 587 amino acids. The transcript has 4 exons. Gene Ontology annotation, cellular component: nucleolus; preribosome, small subunit precursor; 90S preribosome.